UGUUAACAAUCACAGUCAGCAGACUAGACUACAGCAGAGCAGAUAGAGAUCAUAGUGAUGCCGCUUUCGUUUCGACAGUCUGUCGUCGAGAAACAUCGAGAAAGUGCAUACAUACUCACUAAAGUAGUAGGACCUACUGUCGCGGUGUAAGAGUUAUUGUGCGGCAAACCGCCCAUUAUCAUAGCGGAUGGAAUAUUGGAAUAAUGCCGCGACGCACCAAUAAACUUCGAUAUGGAGAAUGAAGCGAGUUGGCAGUAAAUUCUGUCCGUCGAGAAUCAGUCCGUAAUUAUAUUGGAGCUUACUUUUGACUUUUCAAACCACUUUUAUUACUUUGGCUGUUCUCUUUGUUUUGGCUGUUAACCCAACUGCUGGACUGGACACUGUCAUUCGCUCUCUGUCUCUCUUGUAACAUCGAGUUUCAGCGUUUUUUCUAGGCUAUUUAUGGUUUAUUUGAAUAGUGACAUGAUAUAUACAAUAAACAAUUAUCUGAAGCUUUGCACAUUGUGUAUGGCCAUUUUCAACACCUGUCCCUGAUGGACUUUUGAAAGGCUUCAUGAGAUUGAAGAGCACUUUCUAGGACUGUUCAGUUUUAUAGACCUUAUAGGACUUUGGGAAGUUAGAAUAGGACAGGAGCCACCAUGGGUGUCAGGCAGAGUAGCGCUGUGGCUCAGAGUCGAACCCGGGCGUAUUCUAGCCCUGUUGAACCCUCUGAAAGCAGCACUACCCCAGAGUUCAGAUACACAGCCGGGCCUGAUGGCCCCCGAAUUCACUACCUCGGAGGGACCCGACCCAGCUCCUACCACCAGACGGGGAUGAGUAUACCCCAUGGUGGCCAGAGCAGAUCUGAGGUGUUAAGUAGCAGUCUGGACCUGGCGGAGACAGACGGAGACGGGGAGAGAGGAGGAGAACACCGGCUGAUGAUUGGCUCUCUACCACUUCACCUGUCCCCUCACCUACUGGGAGGCUUUCUCUGUCCUGUGUGCAGUACAUUUGUGGCAUCAGAUGUGAUGGAGAUCCAUCUGAUCAUGUGUCUCACCAAAUCACGACUCCGCUACAACGAGGACGUUCUGGCGAAAGAUAGUGGGGAGUGUGCCAUCUGUCUAGAUGAGAUGGAGCAGGGAGACACCAUCUCUAGACUCCCCUGUCUCUGUAUAUAUCACAAAGGGUGUAUAGAUGAGUGGUUUGAGGUGAAUCGUUCGUGUCCAGAGCACCCCUUGGACUAAGGGCUCAGAUACCCACAGCAUGUCUACCAUCUAUCUACUUCAUCCACGUCGUCAUGACAUGCUGACCUAUGAAUCUACUUAAUCUAGAUCUACGUCUGACCUGCUGGUCUGUGAAUCUACUUUACCUAUAUCUACGUCUGACCAGUGACACAAGCCUGUGAAGUUUAGCCUACUGUUUUGUAGGUCUGGGAAUUGCCAGGAACCUCACGAUACGAAAUUAUCACAAUACUUACAUGUCUUUUUUGGGGGGGUUGAGUCAUUUAGCACAGUGGUUCCCGGGGGGGCGUGGGGGUCUCAGUCCGGCUUUAAACUUACUCUUGAAAGUUGUAAUAGUAGAAUGCACA
Coregonus clupeaformis (lake whitefish) is the source of this 1567-nucleotide messenger RNA. Its product is annotated as E3 ubiquitin-protein ligase znrf2. The transcript is spliced from 5 exons. Lineage: Eukaryota; Metazoa; Chordata; Actinopteri; Salmoniformes; Salmonidae. Bases 639 to 1223 code for a protein of 194 amino acids. The record is from RefSeq and is a predicted model, not a curated record.